AUGUCUCGCAAACAUUCAAAUAAUUUUAAAAAGUUAUUUAAUUUUACUCGAAAAUUUUCCGAACUUUGUGGUUGUGAUGUUAUAAAAGAUGAUUAUAAACUAGACUGGAGGACUUAUGCAAUUUUCAUAUUAAUCAAUCUGGCUUUAAGCUGUACAGUUUACUCCAAUUACAUUGAGGUAAUUGUUAAGGGAGAUUUAUAUAAUCUCUUGAAAUCAGCAUCUGUAAUUGGAACUGGAGUGCAGGGCUACACCAAAUUAAUAAAUGGUCUCAGGCAACAGAAAGAAAUUCGCUAUUUGUACAGGGAAAUCAUCGAUAUGUAUGAAACAUACGAAUUGAAAUCGUUGGCCUAUAAACAAUCUUUAAAAUAUAAUAUUUCAUUGGUUAAAAAACUGCUGGCCAUUACAUUCGCCACUGUUUUAAUUGUCAGUAUAGGCGUAACUGUGGUACCUUUAUAUAUGUUGAUUUUUCAAAAUAUACGCGUUGAUAUUAUGCCAUUUAUUUUCCCCUUCAUUGAUACCAGUACAGAUUUUGGAUUUUACUUAACAUUUGUCUUGCACAUAAUUUGUGUGUUUUUUGGAACGUAUGGAAAUUUUAUUAUGGAUUCGUGGCUGUUUAUAUAUGCUGCUCAUGUACCGCUGAUGAAGAAUAUUUUAAAAUGUAAAUUUGAUGAUCUGGAUGGUAUACUGGAGGAAUAUCCGAGAAAUGUAGAGAAAUCUGGGCAACUACUAAGUGAUAUAUUUAAAUGGCAUCAGAAAUAUAUAAAUUUCUGCAAAACAAUUAAGGAUACAUUUUUCUGGGUCAUCGCUGUUCAAAUAGGCUUUGAAUUUAUGGGUAUUGUCUGUACAAUUGUUUGUAUAUUUCUGGAAAUAUGGCCACCAGCACCAGCAUAUUUGCUCUAUAUAUCCUGUCUGCUUUAUUCCUAUUGUUCGUUGGGCAAUAUCGUCGAAGUAUCGAACGAUGAUGUAAUUGAUAUUAUCUAUGACUGUUGCUGGUAUAAUUUGACGGUGCCGGAACAGAAAAUGAUUUUAAUCAUGUUGCGGGAAUCCCAACAGGCUACUGGUAUUUUAAUUGGCGGCGUGGUGCCCUUAUCGCUGAAUACAGCUCUGCAAAUUACAAAAACGGUUUAUACCAUGUCAAUGUUUCUUAAAAGCUCAUUAAAUUAA
Messenger RNA from Calliphora vicina (urban bluebottle blowfly), 1164 nucleotides. RefSeq names its product odorant receptor 67d-like. The transcript is spliced from 4 exons. The coding region runs from base 1 to 1164 and encodes 387 amino acids. Gene Ontology annotation, biological process: detection of chemical stimulus involved in sensory perception of smell; sensory perception of smell. Gene Ontology annotation, cellular component: plasma membrane. Gene Ontology annotation, molecular function: olfactory receptor activity; odorant binding. The record is from RefSeq and is a predicted model, not a curated record. NCBI's taxonomy places the organism in Eukaryota, Metazoa, Arthropoda, Insecta, Diptera, Calliphoridae.